Cynara cardunculus var. scolymus (artichoke) is the source of this 2455-nucleotide messenger RNA. RefSeq names its product subtilisin-like protease SBT1.7. NCBI's taxonomy places the organism in Eukaryota, Viridiplantae, Streptophyta, Magnoliopsida, Asterales, Asteraceae. The record is from RefSeq and is a predicted model, not a curated record. Gene Ontology annotation, biological process: proteolysis. Gene Ontology annotation, molecular function: serine-type endopeptidase activity. The transcript has a single exon. The coding region runs from base 22 to 2319 and encodes 765 amino acids.
AUCACCACAAAUUUUGACAAGAUGAGCCCCAAGAAUCUUGUCUUCAUGGCAGUAAUGGUGGUUUGUUGUUACCGUUAUGUGGCGGCAGACCGGAGCCGUCACCGGAAAAAUACGUAUAUCGUUCACAUGGACAAGUCCGUCAUGCCGUUACCCUUUUCCGACCACUUGCAAUGGUAUGAAACGUCUGUAAGAUCAGUGUCAAAGUCCAUGGAGAUGUUGUAUGCCUACAACAAGGUCAUCCAUGGCUUCUCCACAAGGCUCACAAUCGAAGAAGCAAACUUACUUGAACAACAGCACGGGAUUUUGUCCGUUCAACAAGAGGUCGUAUACGAGCUUCACACGACUCGAUCACCCGAGUUUCUCGGACUAGAACGGAACGAUGUGGAUGGUUUGGGUUCGAGGUCGGGUAGCGAUGUGAUUGUCGGGUUGGUAGACACGGGUGUGUGGCCGGGGAGUAAGAGCUUAGACGAUACGGGGUUUGGCCCAAUCCCCAUUCGGUGGAAAGGCGAGUGCGAGAGCGGUACGGGAUUCAGCACGUCGAGUUGUAAUCGGAAACUAAUCGGUGCGAGAUACUUGUUGAAAGCAUAUGAAGCGAUCUAUGGCCCGAUUGACGAAAAAGUGGAAUCGAGGUCUCCGAUGGAUGAUGAUGGACAUGGAACACAUACUGCGAGCACAGCAGCUGGUUCGUCCGUAAACCGGGCUAGCCUCUUUGGUUUUGCAAACGGAACGGCACGUGGGAUGGCUCCUCGAGCCAGGUUAGCAAUUUAUAAAGCGUGCUGGCUCGGGGGAUGUUUUGGCAGCGACAUACUAGCGGCCAUGGACGCCGCGAUAGCAGACGGUAUCGAUGUGUUAUCAUUGUCGAUUGGAGGCUCGCUCUCUGAAUACACCCAUGAUGUCAUUGCUUACGGAGCGUUCAAGGCAGCAUCCAACGGAAUAUUCGUAGCCUGCUCAGCUGGCAACGGCGGACCCUCCCCUCUAAGCUUAUCGAACGUCGCCCCAUGGAUCACUACGGUUGGAGCGGGAACUCUGGAUCGAGAUUUUCCGGCUUAUGUUACUCUCGGGAAUGGAAAGAAAUUCUCAGGAGCCUCACUUUACAGUGGGAAACCAUCAUCAGAUGCCAUGGUGCCACUAGUAUUUGCUGGUAAAAUCAGUAACACAACAUCCGGUAAUCUAUGUCUACCGGGUUCGUUGCCACCACGAAGCGUUGCCGGAAAAAUUGUGAUGUGCGAACGCGGGAUGAAUUCUAGGGUGCAGAAGGGAAUCGUGGUGAAGGCAGCCGGUGGUGCCGGAAUGAUCUUAGCUAACACUGAGACAUUCGGAGAGGAAUUGGUGGCCGACACACAUCUCAUAUUAAGUGUAGCCAUCGGUCACCGAGCUGGUGAUGUAAUAAAGAGCUAUAUAGUCUCGGAUCAUAAUCCAACAGCUGAAAUUACGCCAGGAGGAACCCAAUUAGGCAUCGAACCGUCGCCAGUAGUGGCAGCAUUCAGUUCCAGGGGUCCAAAUCCCAUCACACCUGAAAUACUCAAACCUGAUUUCAUAGCACCAGGUGUGAAUAUUAUAGCCGGUUGGACCAAUAAAAUAGGUCCAACCGGCCUGAAAGAAGAUCCUCGGCGUGUGGACUUCAACAUCCUGUCUGGAACCUCGAUGUCGUGCCCACACGUAAGCGGGCUAGCCGCACUACUCAAGGCAGCUCACCCAGAAUGGAGUCCAGCAGCUAUAAGAUCAGCACUUAUGACAACGGCAUAUCGCACAUACAAAAACGGUGACGGGCUGCAGGAUGUUGCGACAGGAAUGCCGUCAACCCCCUUUGAUCACGGUGCAGGACACGUGGACCCAGUUUCGGCCCUUGAUCCCGGUCUUGUCUAUGAUGCCUCUGCUGACGACUACCUUGGCUUCCUUUGUGCUUUGAAUUACAGUUCUACUUCUAUUAGGAUGUUUGCAGAUAAAAACUUCAAAUGUAGCAACGGAAAGAAAUACAGGGUUGAAGAUCUUAAUUACCCGUCAUUUGCAGUUCCGUUGCUGACGGCUUCAGGGGAAGGCGGUGGAAGCAAUGCACCAACCAUUGUUAAGUACACAAGAAUUCUGACCAACGUGGGCACUCCAACAACGUACACGGUUUCAAUAUCGUCAACAAUACGAGCUGUGAAGAUCACGGUCGAGCCAGAAACAUUAACCUUUAUCAAACAAAACGAGAAGAAGGCGUAUACGGUGACAUUCACAGCUGGUUCGAUGCAGUCGGGGACUACCAGCUUUGCUAGUCUAACGUGGGCUGGUGGAAAAUAUGUUGUAAACAGUCCGAUUGCUUUUAGUUGGGUAUGAUUAUUGUAAAGAAUGUUGUAAUAUUGCUGUAGAUCAACCAAUGUAAAUUCCUUGGAGAACCUACAAAGUUCCUCAUAUCAUUGCAUAAAUGUGUAACUUUUUCUUACUUGAUAUAAAAGUAAAGGCAUAUUCUAAA